CGCCGUAGCUUUCAGCUAAAGCAAACUAGCCAAACCGACGCUGCAGGGAGACUCCGGUGAUGUGGCUAGAUAACAAACUCCGAUUUCCAAUAAUUAUGGCUUAAUUUAAAAGAUUUUAUGCCGAUGAACAGUGUCGCUGUGAGCUGGAGCGUUGACAUUUUCUGAAUAUUUUAACCGCCGAACCGGUAACUAAAGGUGCUAAUUGUGGCUAACUUAACCCGAGACACUGGCGGCGGCAGCUCCAAGGUGGUCGUUGUUAUUGUCCUGGAUGUGUUCAAAACGGGUAUAUUGAACCUAAAAGUGAGUGUAGUGGCAGUUUAAAUUAAUAGUUUAAUAGACAAUUAGGGCUCGUUUUAGCCGACUAUCUAACUACGUGUUUUUACGCUGUUUUUUCUGUUUCUGUUAAGGGCUGAACGGGUGUGUCUCUAAUUCGUCUAGGUGAACUUGUUCUUCAGCACAGGUGAAUGUGUUGGGCGAAGUUUCUUAUUCGUCUUCAGUUCAGACAAAAGAUGGUGUUUGCUUGCGACUAGAAGAGGUUUUUGCAAAGAUGGUAUUGCCUUUAUACCGAAAGUGGUCGCUUUCAUAUUGAGUGAGCACUCAGUAGUUUGUAUAUGUGAAUUUGAGUUCACUUAACCUGUAAGUUAAGUUAGUUCAGGUUUAGUUUUAGGCCGAAAGGUUCUGUUUUCUCCUCUUCAGUUGUGUAAAGUUGAACAAAAAAACCAUGACAGCUGUUGUAGGACGUGCGUUGGCUUGGGUGAGCCCAGGAAACUUGUAUCGCCCUUGGGGCAGCAGAGCCAAACCAGAAAAAUCUGAAAAAGCCUUCCCAAGUGAGGGUCAGCUGAAAAGCAGGUGGAGCCUGUGGGGGUUGACCUCGUGGGUUUGGGGCAGGCAGAAGAAUCAAAGUGACCAAAAGACACCGACAGAGGAGUUCUGGGAGGCACAGGAGACGUACAAACCCUUAGAAAUAGAAGACCUGAGACCAGAAACGGCGGCUCCACAGAGUGCUCCACGCUGGUGGAGCAGGAUGCUUCCUUCUGCUUAUUUCUUUUGGCCAAGAGCAGCCAAAGCUGAUGGACUCCUGCAGAGAAAGUUCGCCGGCUGGAACGAGACCUUGGAAAGAGACUUUGACACCAAAGAUGGAGAGCUUUCAGACUAUGGUACCCCUCCACCGUCUCCCACACCUCUUUCAAAGGGGCCAUCUCCAUUUCAGGUCUUGGCCCGCACGUGGACUGGAGAAAUCCUUCCAGAGCACUAUGAGAUAUGCUUCAAUUUUCUUCGCCACCUCUUUGACCUGUUUGUGGUUGGAUUCCUCUGGACAGUCUCCCCGCCUACCAAGUUGGUUCUUGAUGUCCUCGGUGUGCAGGGUGGCCUGAAACUGUGGCUUCAUGGCAUGGCCAUGUUUUUUGUGUCUUCUGUAGGCAUGGCUGGUCUGCUGUGGCUGGUUCAGGAGUACCUGCCUCAGUUCGCUUUGGUUUAUGGCAUCGUUCAAGCCCUGGUCAUUUCUGUCAGCCUGCGACAGAGUGUGAUCCUGGGAGCGGAGGAUGAGGGGAUAGAUGGAAGGGAUAAAGAUGAGGAGGAGGAGGAGGAGAAGGAUGAUGAACAGAAUGGAACCAGUUAUGGCACCACGGAAUAAAUGAAUGGAUGUGCCUUGGAAAAAGUCACUUUUGGUUACACCUUUCUCUGUCUUCUCAGGCUGUCUAUGGCAUGAGGAGUCCUGUGCCUAGCUGUGAUAUAGCUACAUACUGACCACUUGAAAAGAGCCAACCAGGACUGAUUAAGGCUGUACGAUGUCACUGAGCAUCUGAAGAGGACAUUAACUUUACCAGCAAUCCUUAUUCUCAGUUUAAUGUACACAUUCUCUACAAAACCCCUAAUCUACAAGGCACAACCUUUCCUUUUACCACACUUGUAAUCUACUUUAUAUAAAACUCUUAAGAGAAAAAGUGCAAUGGACCAGAAGACGGACGAUCUGUCUUCAGCAUUACUGCCAGUGUGACUGUGAGAUGUUGACAUUCACUGGAAAGAAACUCUUCAGCGCGUGAGGAACAGAGAGAGGGUUCCCUGCCGCUACUUUUUCGAGAUCGUUUUACCCAAAAACUUCUAUGGGAAUUUACAGAGCUGUUUGUUUUUAUCCUUUUGAAAGAGUUGAUUUGGAAGGGAAAGAUUACCAGACCUGAAUGUGGAAUGGUGACUCUAUAGGUGUUAGGGUUUCUUAUCACCACCAGCUAUUUAACUUCAGAUGUGUUCUUUUUAAUGCGACAUUGCCUGACUCAAACAUUUACUACACUCCAGUUCCAGUAUUUGUCUUUCAGUGUACUUUCCCUCAUUUGUGUCAUUACAGUAAAGAUAUGCUGUUUAUGCUUGUAUUUACCCAGCAAGUCCAUAAACAUGAAGUUUUAUUUCAUAAGGGUACUUGGGAUCUUUGUGGUCAGUAGGCCUUAGUGCUGGGCGGUAUAGAUAAAUUUCAACAUAGCAAUGUUUUCCAAAUGUAUGACACUCUUAUGGCGUCAGAUGGUAUCAAUUAUUAAUGCUAAAUUAGCAUUAAUAACGUUAAUGAACCCACACCUCUUGAGUACUGCUACUCUGUCCUUCAUAGCUUGGUUGGAGCUGCUCCUAAGUUUACACUAAAGGGAAUCUUAUACAGUGCUGUAAAUGUUAACCAGGCAGAAAACCAUGCAAGCCUGUUUCUGCUUGAAAGUCAUAACGUGAAAGUGUUUCAUAGUUAUGACUUAAUAUCACAUAAAAAUGCCUUACUAUCUCAUAAUAAUCAUACUAUCUCAGAAAUAUAAUUACUGUCUCAUAAUUAAUAUCUCAUGAAAUUGAGAUAGUAUCUCACUAUGACUUAAUAUCUCAUAAUAAUGCUUUGCUAUCUCGUAAUAACAAUACUAUCACAGAAUUAUAAUGGCUAUCUCAUAAUGUCUCAUGAAAACGAGAUAGCAUCUUACUCUGACUUAAUAUCUCAUAAUAAUGAUACAAUCUGCGAUUUAUAAUAGCUAUCAUUAGUAUCUCAUGAAAACGAGAUGGUAUUUCAUUAUGACUUAAUAUCUCAUAAUAGUGCUUGACUAUCUCAUAAUAAUGAUACUAUCUUAAUUAUUGCUAUCUCAUAAUUAGUAUCUCAUGAAAACGAGAUAGUAUCUCAUUAUGACUUAAUAUCUCAUAACAAUGAGUUUCUUAUAGUUUUUGAUAUACUAUCUUAUGAUUAUGACCUGCUAUCUCAUUGUGGCAUCUCAUAUAUUAAGUAGUUGGGUGCUAAAUCAUAAAUUAGAUACUUUCAUUAUUGUGAGUUAUUGAGUAAUAAUUAUGAGAAACUUUCUUAUGAAACUAAUUUAUUAAAUUGUUAAAAAAACAUUUUAAUAUGGUACAAAAUAGGCUUCCAUAUAAAACAUUUGCAGAAAGAAAAAUAAAUGUUUAGUUUUUUGUCUGAUUCUACAAUCUGAAGCACAGAGGAAGUGGCAUGCUUUACAGUUAACUAGGUUUUAACUACGUUACAGUUAAGUUUUAGUUAUUAGUACCGCUUAAAUGAAAUCAGUAGCAAACCAAUAUACCGGUACAGUUGAAAUAUCGCCUACCACUAAUGAUCCUAAUGAAAUGAUAGGCUGUAAUCACCUCUGCAAGGCAGCCAGACUUUGACCACCAUGUUACACCAUAUUGUAUUAAUGCAUUAUUUUUUGUUAUCAUUACUGUUGUGUUCUUACGCUACAUUUCCUGUUUAAUGAUUCUGAUCUUUGAGUAAUUCCUCAAAAUCAUUAGGUUUGUUUUUUUCUGUGCUUUGAUGAGAUGAACUGCAUGUUUUGUUCUGUUCAAGUUCAGUUGUUUAAUCUCACAUCAUAGCUGUUUUAUCUGUUGGUUACCUUUCUCAUGUUUUUCUGUACACUCUUUUGGUCACUACGUGCCUCACAUUAUAUGUAAUGUGUUGUCAGCGAGGGUUUGUCUUAUAGCCACAUGUUUCACAGCACUACACACUUUAUUGUUUGCAGAUAAACAUGAUUGCUUGGAUGUCUGUGCAAUUGCUUUCCUCUUUAUUACCCUUUUUCUAAGUGUCCACCAUGCGUAUAGCAUUGCAUGGUUAGUGGUAUGAUAUUCUAGAGCAUCAGAAUUUCUAUCACAGUAAAUAUCAUUUUUGAAAUGCUCUGUUGUCAUGUGUACCUCCAAUACCUCCUGUGUCUGACACACCUGCACAUGUCAUAGCAUAGUUACUGCUUAUUAAGAUAUUUUCUUUUGUAACUGUGUCACUGCUCAGUGAAAUAUAAUAGUUAAGUGCAUAGAAAUACUGUGUACACUUGGUCCUGUAUGGGACUGGAUGGACAUGUGAUGGGACAGACAAUAUGAGCCUUCAGUAACACUUUAUUCAGAGUGGUCCUUUGUAGAUUAUUAAUAAACUCUUAACAGAUUAUCAAUAACACAUUAACAACGUAUCAGUGAAGUAGCAGCAGU
Molecule: messenger RNA, 4434 nt
Organism: Colossoma macropomum (tambaqui)
Lineage: Eukaryota; Metazoa; Chordata; Actinopteri; Characiformes; Serrasalmidae
Gene: cunh6orf47
Product: chromosome unknown C6orf47 homolog
Exons: 2
Coding region: 722-1633 (303 amino acids)
Source: RefSeq, a predicted model, not a curated record